AAUGGACUAGCAGAUAAGAUAGCUGAAUACUGGAUGUUUGAUCAAGGUACAAAUACUGUUGAAUGGAUUAGCUGCAUGGGAAUUUUCCUGUUCUCCUUAUAUAUAAGUGAAUACAAGACAGUUUCCCAUUAGACCUUCUCAAAGGCAUCCCUUUUGCUUGAACUAACUCCAGAUUUACGAUUAAACUGGUUAGAUGAUAUUCCCUAUUUCCACUUUGGGCGAAAAACCUAUGUUUGCCAUCAAGGAAAAGAUCUGAAUAAACGUCAAAAGGAAAAUUAUGCUAAAGAAAAAAAAAUGAAAAGUGUCAAACUGAUCAUGCUUUUGGUAAAGCAUAUUCCAAGAACCAGACAACUAAAAAAGUUAAUUGUCCAGCUGUAAUUAAUGUUACCCGAAUGUACAGGAUGCCUCAGUUCAAGGUAGUGCCAACCCGAAAAAGAAAGAUUAUGAUAUCUCGGAAAAUUAAGGAAAAACUAGCCAAUAAAGAUAGUAUUGCUGGUGAAGAAGUUUUCAUGUUUAAUUUACCUAAUAGCCAAGAUCAUCAAAAUCAUCUAAUGGGUAACAUGGCUGCAGUAAUAGAACCUAUAGAUGCUAGAGUGCGGCAUUUCAUAGCUUCUAAAGUUAAGAAUGGAAAAUGCAAUGCCACUGUAAUUGCAGAGCUAUUAGAAGUAUACGUUUCAACUGAAUUGGGAGAAACUGAUAAAACGCGCAGACGAUUUUAUCCAGAAAUGGAGGCAAUAAGGAAAAUAAUAAGCCAAGCAAAAUCCGAUAUUAGAACUAGUAAAAUUGACCAGGAAAAUACAGAAAUGUUAAUAAAUAGCUGGGAUACUUCCAAGUGUUCUGUUUUUUUUAGACCAUGUACUGAAAAUACAUAUGAUGGUACUGAGCCAAAUGACUUUACAGAUUCAAAACUAAAUCUGCUAUUUGUAUAUCAAAGUGAAGAAAUGAAAAAUUUAUAUGUCUUAUAUGGUUCUAAUCUUGUUCUUCUCGACGCGACCUAUCGAACCUGUAAGUAUGCUCUCCCACUUUAUUUUUUAGUUGUCAAAACAAAUGUGAACUAUCAAAUAGUGAGCAUAAUAAUUACACAAAAUGAAACAGCCAAAGCAUUAGAAGAAGCUCUUAUAAUUAUUAAAAAUUGGUCGCCUCUCGUUAGACCAAAAUAUGGGAUGGUUGAUUUUGCAAUGGAAGAAAUUACAAGUUUGGAAAAUGUCUUUACAGGAAUUAAGGUUUUUAUAUGUAGUUUCCAUCGAGAGCAGGCAUGGUCAAGAUGGGCUUCUAAGAAAAAGAAUGCAGUGGUUCCCAAAGAAGAGCUUUUGUGUAAAUUACGUGCCAUAGCAAAUGCUCCAACUCAAGAUGAAAUGGUUGCAGCAAUAGAGGUAUUAAAAUCAUGGAACCAAUAUGAAGCUGUGAAAGAUUAUUUUGAAUUAACAUGGUUCAAGGAAAUUGAGAGAUGGGCUUUGGCUUACAAACCAAAUGACUUAUUCAUAAACUCGAACAAUGGUGUUGAACGCUUAAAUGAGGAACUAAAAUAUAUAGAUAUCUUCAGGGAUAUAAAAACUGUAUGCUGUCUGAAAUAA
Messenger RNA from Stegodyphus dumicola, 1574 nucleotides. RefSeq lists its product as uncharacterized. Lineage: Eukaryota; Metazoa; Arthropoda; Arachnida; Araneae; Eresidae. Gene Ontology annotation, molecular function: DNA-binding transcription factor activity. The record is from RefSeq and is a predicted model, not a curated record.